This is a messenger RNA of Drosophila busckii, 1518 nucleotides long. It is a transcript of the gene cpb, whose product is annotated as F-actin-capping protein subunit beta. The record is from RefSeq and is a predicted model, not a curated record. Gene Ontology annotation, biological process: actin cytoskeleton organization; barbed-end actin filament capping; regulation of lamellipodium assembly. Bases 100 to 930 code for a protein of 276 amino acids. NCBI's taxonomy places the organism in Eukaryota, Metazoa, Arthropoda, Insecta, Diptera, Drosophilidae. Gene Ontology annotation, molecular function: actin filament binding. Gene Ontology annotation, cellular component: cytoplasm; F-actin capping protein complex. The transcript is spliced from 3 exons.
AAAAAUAUUAUAAUCGAUAUUCUACAAGAACUGAGCAACUUAACACAAAAUAUUCAACAACGAAAGCUUUCAUAAGAGAAAACAGCAAGUGUGCACAAAAUGUCGGAAAUGCAAAUGGAUUGUGCGUUGGAUCUGAUGAGGCGGUUGCCACCUCAGCAGAUUGAGAAGAAUCUGAUUGAUUUGAUUGAUCUAACGCCAGAUUUAUGCGAGGAGCUGUUGUCCUCGGUAGAUCAGCCGCUAAAAAUUGCCAAAGACAAGGAACAUGGCAAGGACUAUUUGCUUUGUGAUUAUAACCGCGAUGGCGACUCCUAUCGAUCUCCCUGGUCCAAUAGCUAUUUUCCUCCCUUAGAGGAUGGACAAAUGCCAUCGGAGCGCUUGCGCAAGUUAGAAAUCGAAGCCAAUUAUGCCUUCGAUCAGUAUCGUGAAAUGUACUAUGAGGGCGGCGUCUCAUCCGUUUAUCUGUGGGACUUGGAUCACGGUUUUGCUGCUGUGAUACUAAUCAAAAAAGCAGGUGAUGGUAGUAAAAUGAUACGUGGCUGCUGGGACUCCAUACAUGUGGUGGAAGUGCAGGAGAAAACUACUGGUCGCACGGCGCACUACAAGCUCACUUCAACGGCAAUGCUAUGGCUGCAGACAAACAAACAGGGCUCAGGCACUAUGAAUCUGGGCGGCUCGCUAACACGGCAGACUGAGCAGGAUGCUAAUGUAAGCGAAUCCUCGCCACAUAUUGCAAACAUUGGCAAAAUGGUUGAGGAGAUGGAGAACAAGAUACGCAACACUCUUAACGCAAUUUACUUUGGCAAAACCAAAGAUAUUGUCAACGGCUUGCGCAGCACACAGUCCUUGGCCGAUCAGCGCGAGCAGGCGGCUAUGAAACAGGAUCUGGCAGCCGCAAUACUGAGACGCAAUGUUAAACCCGAAUCGAACUGAGGCAGUUGACGCCUUGGCGCUUUUGGGCGUUGCAGGGAAAGUACACGGUCAAUAAUUCAAUUGCAUUAUAAACAUAAGAGACUAUAAAGUAAUCCAAACACAAUGCAAACAGGCAUUAAUUUUGUAAAUGAUAAAACUUAACAAACCAAAAUAGUGAAACUUGUUAUCAUGAAAAUUAUAUUAAUGUAAAUUGACAGCCCCCGAUUCUUGACCGAUUGUUGCAGUUUUGAAAAUUAAGUUCCCAAACAUACCCACAAAUGUCGCAACAUAAAUGUUUUUGCCAAUCGCGCCAACGACGCCGCCGCCGCCCUCUAGACAGUAUCUUUAAGUAUUUGUAUUAAUACAUAAUUUGUAACUGAAAGCUGAGGCAAAUGUUUUUGUCCAAUAAGUUUGCAUUCUAUAUGUUAAAAAUGUUUGGUACACUUGAGAAUAGAUAAUGUGUUUAUAAAUAAAAAAGAAAUCUAUAUAUAACAUGUAAUAUGUAUGUGUAUUCUAACAAUAAGAAGCUCGAAGCAUAAAUUUUACAUUAUGUACUUUUAUUAACAUGUAUUGUAAUAUGUGAAGAAAUACACAUUACAUACCGAUCUG